Messenger RNA from Penicillium coprophilum, 1575 nucleotides. RefSeq names its product ribosome-binding protein NMD3. Lineage: Eukaryota; Fungi; Ascomycota; Eurotiomycetes; Eurotiales; Aspergillaceae. The transcript is spliced from 5 exons. The record is from RefSeq and is a predicted model, not a curated record. Gene Ontology annotation, molecular function: ribosomal large subunit binding. The coding region runs from base 1 to 1575 and encodes 524 amino acids. Gene Ontology annotation, cellular component: nucleus; cytoplasm. Gene Ontology annotation, biological process: ribosomal large subunit export from nucleus.
AUGUCGAUGGAUCUGGAUGAUCCUGUCUAUUUCAAGCAGCAGGAGCAAGUUGCAGCGACAAUUCUGUGCUGCAACUGCGGCGCUGCUAUUGAUGGAACACUCUCAGCCGGAGCCUUAUGUUCGGACUGCAUUCGUCUUACUGUCGAUGUCGCCGGAGGUGUGCAACGCGAAGCCGUGAUUCACUGCUGUAGGGAUUGCGAACGGUGGCUGCAACCUCCCAACAGCUGGGUCGUCGCAGCGCUCGAGUCGAAAGAACUACUCGCCAUUUGUCUACGCAAGCUCCGUGGUCUGAACAAAGUCCGAAUCAUCGACGCCAGCUUCAUUUGGACGGAACCUCACAGCAAGCGACUGCGCUUGAAGAUCACUAUACAAACGGAGGCCUUCCAGGGUACUAUCAUACAGCAGCAAUUUGAGGUUGAAUAUGUUAUUGCCAAUCAGCAGUGUUCUGGCUGCCAGAAGUCCUUUACGCAUCACACCUGGGGAGCUUCGAUCCAGAUCAGACAGAAGGUACCGCACAAGCGGACUUUUAUGUACCUCGAGCAGCUGAUUCUUAAGCACAAUGCCCACAAGGACACUGUCAACAUCAAGGAAGUGAGCGAGGGUCUUGAUUUCUACUUCGCAAAGAGGAACGAGGCCGAGCGCAUGCUUUCCUUCUUGGAGGGAUGCAUUCCCUGCAAGACAACCAAAUCGCACGAGUUGGUCAGUAUGGAUAUUCACACCAGCAAAUCCGUCUACAAGCAUUCGUGGUCCGUCUCGAUUGUUCCUAUCUGCAAGGAUGAUUUAGUUGCCCUUCCGAUCAAGCUGGCCCGUUCAUUGUCCGAUAUAAGCCCACUCGCUAUCUGUCAUCGGGUCGGCACUUCUAUUAACAUCUUGGACCCUUGCACCCUGCGGACAACUGACGUCCCUACUGCGGUUUAUUGGCGCCAACCAUUCCCCGCUCUUGCAGAUAUUACAGAGCUUAAGGAGUUCAUCGUUCUGGAUAUAGAAUCAACCGGAAUCUCUAAUGGUCGGUUCCUUCUAUCUGAGGCCACUGUUGCUCGUGCCUCGGAUUUAGGAUCUAACGAUAUCACCUAUUUCACACGGACUCACCUCGGUGGUAUCCUGCACGUGGGUGAUUCUGUCCUUGGCUACCACUUGACGGGAACCCAGUUUAACAAUGAUCAAUACGACGAAAUUGAGAACAGCCACCAGUACGGCUCAACAAUCCCGGAUGUGGUCCUCAUCAAGAAGCACUACGUCCGCAGCAAGAAGUCCAAGGCCCGUCCCUGGCGUCUGAAGCGCAUGGCUCGCGAGCAUGAAGAGGAGGCGACUGCCGCCGUGGUCAAUGUCCCUACAAACAAGCGCCAGGAGCAGGAGCAGGCCAGAAUGGAACAGGAUUACGAGAUGUUCUUGCGUGACGUCGAGGAGGAUCAGGAGCUGCGUCAAACUCUUGACCUGUACAAGAACCGCCAGUACCAGGCCAGGCCAGACCAGAUGGAGGAGGAUGAUGACGUGGAUGAAGAGCACGCUGUGCCGAAAAUCAACAUGGAUGAGCUGCUUGAUGACUUUGAUGAUUUGAACAUGGAGGACAAUUAG